This is a messenger RNA of Astrephomene gubernaculifera, 2034 nucleotides long. NCBI's taxonomy places the organism in Eukaryota, Viridiplantae, Chlorophyta, Chlorophyceae, Chlamydomonadales, Astrephomenaceae. The record is from the annotation of a GenBank genome assembly.
CUCGUCUUCUUCUACUGCUUGCUUCGUUUCCAGUAUACAUCGCAAUAGAUCGAAAGUACUGGUAGCUUAGAUCUGCAAUUGAAGCCUUUUUUCACUGGCAUUCCAAAGCAACCCUUGAAAGAAGGCAGCUUUAUUCCGGGGCUCACACAUCAUGCAGCUUAAGGAGCUUCGCUCUCAAGGUGUUCGCUCACGGCAAGCGUUUCAGGGUGCUAGAGGUGUGCCUCGACGACCUAUCAAUGUCGUCUGCCAGGCUGGCGGCAGCCCGGAACAGUCACGCAGGCAAAUUCUUGGAAGCUUGGUGACUCUGGGCAUUUCGGUGGUCAGCGCGCCAGCCAUGGCAGAUGCAUUCCUUUCUUCAACAGGAGCACACGGAAUUCUGGCUUCAGAGGAGGAGAAGCUCUACAAGCUGCGCGUGGAGAAGGAGUCGGAGGCGCGUGAGCAGCUGCUGGCUGAGCGACAGAAACUGGAGGAGGAGGUCAAGCAGCAACAACAGCAGGAGGGCAAGCUCUGCGCCACGCCCUUCGGAGUGGACGUGGUGGGUAUUACGGAACUCGUGGCGUUGAUCGGCGCGCUGGUGGGCGGCGUCACGGCGCGGCGGCGGAAGGAGGAGCUCGAGCGCCUGAACGAGCAGCUGCGGGCGAUCAACCUGAGUCUAAGGCAGCAGGCGCGAGCGGGCACCGUGUACGCACCAGGUCUGAGCUACGCGCCGCCAGCCACCCGCGGCGGCCUAAACAUUGCCCCCAACCGUGGUGACGGCCCCGCUGCCGCCUCGCCCGCCCCCGCCGCCAAAACCGUAGUUGUCGCCGCCCCGCCGCCCACCCCCUCGCCGCUGCCCUCCUCCUCUCCUGCGGCGCUCACGCUGCUCAGCAUGGAAGAGGAGGACAUGAGCAGCGACCAGCUGCAGUGCCGGGAGGCGCUGCGGGCAGGCAAGCGGCUGCUGAAGGAGAAGAACGGCGCGGGGGCCAUGCUGCGUUUCGAGAAGGCGCUUAUGCUGUCCAAGGCACUUGGGGACAAGAUCCAGGAGCGGCGUGCGCAGCGCGGUCUGGCGGCCGCCUGCCGGCUGACGCACCAGUACCGACAGGCGGUGAAGCACCUGGAGCGGGUGCUGGAGAUCAGCCGCGAGAUCGGGGAGUACACGGGGGAUGCGGACGCGUACGGCACCAUGGCGGACUGCUUCACCGACAUGGGCGAGUUCGAGAAGGCCGCCACCUACUACGACAAGUACAUCGAGCGCAUGAAUCGGGACGGACCCAUUUGAGCGCAUGAACCGGGAUGGGCCCAUUUGAGCGGGACGGACCCAUUCUGGGGGGCGCAGGCUAGGUUGAGAGGAGAGGGCAACGGAUGGGGAGAAGUACGUGGCAGGGGUCUAGGCAGGCGAGUCGUGUGUGUUGGAUGUAUUGCGGACCCUGGCGGACCCCUCCUUUUGCGGUUAUUUAUGGCCGUGGUUUUGUCGGUAGUGUUGUUGGUGGUAAGAGAGGAUGAGAGGGCAUUUCCUGGUGUCACCUGUUGCUGUGUUCCGAAGCCGCUUCCCGAGACAUGGUGAUGCAUGCGCGGUUGUUGGGGACCGGAGCACAAAUGCGCGAGCUCGGCGUGUUUAUUGCGGCGUUUUGGGGCGCUGUUUGUACGGCGUGUGUAUGACAUCGAAGGCGCCCGGGCGUGAGCGGGGUUGUCGUGUUUAGGCAAUGUAUAACUAUUUCAGGCGCCCGUUGUUCGUUAUAUCUUAUAUGUAUCGGGCCGCCGUAGAUGACGAUUGAGGACGGCUCCUCUAGUAGGAAGAAGCUUUGCAGCGGUGUUUUAGCCAACCCUGCAAAGUACGACAUGCAUAUGAAUAAGCGCUACAGACGUAACACAGUACGGUAGCGAUGCUUGGCGCCACCCGCUCUCUUUUCAGGUGGUAGUAGGAACAGCUGUUGAGUACGAAAGGAGCGGCGACAGCAGCCACGCCACGUCUGGCAAGUAACCGGGCUUUUGCCCCAUGCGGGCAGCCUAGAAGCGGCUGCUCACGAUUGCGGCAAUGUAACGGACAAAGUUUUA